This is a messenger RNA of Petromyzon marinus (sea lamprey), 2706 nucleotides long. Its product is annotated as anoctamin-5-like. Gene Ontology annotation, cellular component: plasma membrane. Gene Ontology annotation, biological process: chloride transmembrane transport. NCBI's taxonomy places the organism in Eukaryota, Metazoa, Chordata, Hyperoartia, Petromyzontiformes, Petromyzontidae. The record is from RefSeq and is a predicted model, not a curated record. Gene Ontology annotation, molecular function: protein dimerization activity; chloride channel activity.
ACAACUUUGGGAGACCUUCAACCAUUCGUGGACUGAUUUUGGCUGAUGAUGAUGAUUCCAUGUGCUCGAGGCAAAGCGUUUAAUACGUUUAAAAUCAAACAGGUGCCACUCAAGGAGAGCGACCUCCCCCAGGUGUCAGGCUCAGACAGUGGGCCUCUUCACUACCUGGGAAAUAUUCACCACCUGAACCCGGGAGCCGUGCCCAAACAACCAGACUAUUUCACAGCACCCUUCCGGCGUUCGCAGCAGGACAUCUAUCCUAUAAAGGAUCAUGACGUCCUCAUCCCACCGGCCGUACGCAGCCAAAUCGUCCACUACAUGCUGCAAAGCCCCAUGCCACAAGACAGCACGAACAUAUUAAAUAUCAACCAAAUGAUUGAAAAUGGCUGCUAUACAGCAGCCUAUCCACUACAUGACAGUGAGUCUGUUCAUCCCACCAAAAACCCGAACACGCUGGGCGACCGCAACACGCUGCGACGGGAGUGGGCGAGAGCCGGGCGCUCUUUCAAGGAGCAGCCUCUUGACCUUGUGCGGUCAUACUUCGGGGAGCAAGUGGGGCUCUAUUUUGCAUGGCUCGGCUUCUACACAAAGAUGCUGAUCUUCGCUGCAAUCGUCGGCCUGAUCUCCUUUUUCUUUGGAGUAUUCAGCAAGGACCGUGACAUCACUAGUGGAGAAAUAUGCAACAACACCAUCGGAGGAUCCCUGGUCAUGUGUCCCCAGUGUGACCAAAGAUGCACCUUUUGGAGGCUAAAUGAUACCUGCGAGACUGCGAAGACUUCACACAUGUAUGAAAAUCCGGUCACCAUAUUCUUCGCAGUUUUCAUGGGACUUUGGGCCACGGUGUUCCUGGAAUUUUGGAAGCGUCGCCAGGCAUCGCUCGCGUACCGCUGGGACCUGACGGCAGCGGCGCAGGAGGGAGACCCCAUCCGGCCCGAGUACCUGGCUCGCUGCACGACCACGAAAUGUAACAUCAUCACCAUGGAGGAGGAGCCUCAUAUGCCUAAGAGGACACUGAGGUUCCGUUACUGCCUCUCCGGGAUCAUGGUGUUGUUCUGGAUCCUCCUGAUUCUUGCUGCAAUUUUGGGUGUGGUUGUUUACCGCCUGUCCAUCUUUGGCAUACUCUCCUCGAGUAUCCCCAAUCAUGUGACCAAGAUCAAGGUGAUCGGUGCCCUACUCACACCUGAUAUGGUUACCACCAUCACGGCCUCCAUCCUCAACAUCGUAAUCAUAUUACUACUCAACAAAGGUUACGACAAGCUGGCCCUCGUCCUCACUGAUCUGGAGAUGCCCAAGACGCAAGGAGAAUAUGAGUAUCGGCUGACGUUCAAGAAAUUCUUAUUUCAGUUCGUCAACUUCUACUCGGCGUCUUUCUACAUUGCAUUUUUCAAAGGGAAAUUCAUCGGCUUCCCCGGAAGCUACACUUACUUUGGAAAAUGGAGAAUCGAGGAGUGUCCCCCAAACGGCUGUCUCUUUGAACUGACUUCUCAACUCACUGUCAUCAUGGUAGUGAAGCAGAUGGUUGGCAAUUUUCAGGAGGUCAUCAUCCCAUGGUUCAGCAAUUGGUGGGCCCAGCGUCGGGCCAAGCUAAGGCCUGAGGCUGUCUACACGCGCUGGGAGCAAGACAUGGACCUACAGCCCCAGAGCCCACUUGGACUCUUUGAUGAAUACCUCGAGAUGGUUAUCCAAUUCGGGUUUGUCACUCUCUUCGUGGCAUCAUUUCCACUUGCGCCAUUGCUCGCACUGCUCAACAACAUCAUCGAAGUGCGGGUCGACGCGUGGAAGCUUGUAACAAAGAUGAGGAGGCCUGUGGUUUCGCGAGCAAGAGGAAUUGGAGCCUGGGCCGACAUUCUGAGUAUCGUUGCCACCCUCUCCGUAAUCACCAAUUCAUGCAUCUUGGCGUUCACAACGGACAUCAUCCCACGCCUGGUGUAUUAUUAUGGAUACUCAGCAGAAUAUGGCACAGGUUCGCCUACAAUGCAUGGGUACACGGAGGACAGCCUUUCAAUUUUCAAGAUCAGCGACUUCAAGGAGCAAAAUCAUCCCAACAUCCUGCCAGCCUGGUUUGAUCCGGCAAUCCACACAACCUGCAGGUAUCCAGGUUAUCGCUACCCGCCGGAUCAUCCCCAAGCCUACUCCGUCACCAAGCAGUACUGGCAAGUACUGACGGCAAAGCUGGCCUUCGUCAUUGCCAUGCAGCACGUGGUAUUACUCACGAAGGCCUGCAUUGCAUACAUCAUCCCGGACACGCCAUCCCAUGUGCGCGCCUGCAUGCGCCGCGAGCGCUUCGUCGUACAGACGAUUCUGCAGCAGGCAGAGCUGGGCCGUCUCCGUAACACCCUCCUCACCGAUGCCCCCAGCUCACCGCCAUCGCCUCAAUUCCACGUUGAGGAUGAGCAGGCAGAGAUGGGCCUGCUUCGCUGCUCGCUACACACGGAGUCUCCUGGCGUAUCGCACCCACCCCAGCGGUGCCACAUGGAGAAUGAGCAGGCAGAGAAGACUGGUGACGACUCACUGCUGAAGGGAUCCGAGGAGGAAUCAAGCAGCGAGGAUUCGUCAACUGUCUUCUACAGCGUAUAAAUCUACUCGGACUGUUAAAGGAGGCUGCUAUCCUAACUCUGUUUGCAUGUGGACAAGGACAUUGCAGUCAAGGACUAUCUGUAUAUAUAUUAAUAAAUGCGUUUCUGAUUUUAUAUGUCUCAAUCAUCU